AUGAUUACACCUAUUUUUAAAUAAAUACAUCCUGUUGAUCUAAAAUUUGCCACAGCGAAUAAAGAUAUUGAUGAAUUUUAUGUUAUUCCAACACCUUUUGCUUAUAAUGAUUUAUAUUUCUAGAUGGAAUGUAAUUAUUGGACCACUUAUGGUUUAAUUAAAGGAAUUUUGGAAUUUAAUAAAACUAAAAUGUAUGGUCUAUAGAAAUAAAAGAUAGUUCAUUGCAAAUAAUGAGGAUGUGAUUGAAACUUUGGUUAGAACAACUACAAAAUAAUAAAAAGAUAUUAAUGAUGAAACAAUUCAAAAGUUUUCAUUUACGAUUUUUUUAGAAGAUAUCUAUUCAAUUAACAAUAGAGAUAAUUGGAUUUAAUUCUAUCUAUUUGGUAAAAGUGGAAUAGAUUUACCAAUUUUAGAUCAUGAAAAUAAACCAUCUGUUUUAUCUUUAACUUUAUUGUUAAAUUAGAUUUGUAAUGAAUAGAUUAUUUAGUAAAUAAGACAAUUAACUAAAAAUCAAAGAAUAUUAUCUAAAUUAUAGAGUGAUUAAGUUUAUUAUUUAAUGACUUAUAUUUUAAAAUUGACUCGUUAUUAAACAAAUAAAAAAACAUUUCAAAAAAUUAUUCAUGGAUAUUAACAUCAUAAAUAAAAAAAUAAUUAAAUGGAAUGUUUAUCAUAAGUGUCAUAUUAUGAUAUAAUAUCAAUAUAGAAAUUAGAUAUAGAACAUAAAUUCGAUUUAUAUUAGAUUCGAUAUACUAAUUUAAAUAAGCCAAGUAGUAUUAUUUCUUAAUCUCAUUUUGAGUAGAUAUAAAAUAAUUUACCAUAAAAUGUUAUAGAUAAUCAAUGGUAUUAAGUAUAUAAGUAAGAGUAUUUUAAAUAUAAUAUUAGUCCAAAAUAUCAUGGUAAUUCUUUUUACGAAUUUUUAAGAAGAACAAAAAAUUUGAAAGAACAUAUAUUGAUUGUAAAAGAUAAUUGGGAUGUAAUUUUUGGAGCUUACUUAGAAGAAGGUUGGCAUAUUGAUUAGAAUUAUUAUGGAAAUGAAUAGAGCUUUUUAUUUAGUUUUAAAAAUACUGGAUUUAGAAUUUAUAAAAAUAGCAAAAUGAAUGAAUGUUAUUAAUUAUGCAAUGAAGAUAGUAUUAUAAUAGGAGGUUCUGAACAAGAAGAUUAAUUUUCUAUUAAAAUCAAUUAAAAUUUUAUGAAAGGUGAACUAAAUAGUAGUUCAACAUUUAGUAAUGAACUACUUUCGAAGCAAAAUAAAUUUAACAUUUAGGAAUUUGAAAUUUGGGGAGUUCAAAAUGAUUGUGAAUUAAUAAUGAGACAAUUACGUUUAGAAAGUUAUCUGAAGAUUGAAGAAGAACAAUGA
Messenger RNA from Paramecium sonneborni, 1357 nucleotides. Lineage: Eukaryota; Ciliophora; Oligohymenophorea; Peniculida; Parameciidae. The record is from the annotation of a GenBank genome assembly.